Messenger RNA from Sarcophilus harrisii (Tasmanian devil), 1527 nucleotides. It is a transcript of the gene RAB3IL1, whose product is annotated as RAB3A interacting protein like 1. Lineage: Eukaryota; Metazoa; Chordata; Mammalia; Dasyuromorphia; Dasyuridae. Bases 147 to 1445 code for a protein of 432 amino acids. Gene Ontology annotation, biological process: exocytosis. The transcript has 6 exons. Gene Ontology annotation, molecular function: guanyl-nucleotide exchange factor activity. Gene Ontology annotation, cellular component: Golgi to plasma membrane transport vesicle. The record is from RefSeq and is a predicted model, not a curated record.
AUGAGGCGCCCGGCCGAGUUGGGAGCUGUUUUGUCUCACUCUGAGACACUCCCGCUGACUCUCCGGGGACCCACCGAGUGGCCAAGCUGGGUUGUGGAGCAGAACUUUUGGGGGGUCUCUUGAACAAGGCCCGCCUUCUCCCCACAAUGGACUUCCAGGAGGAUGGCCACCGCUGCCCCGUGAGGGCCGCGGCCCCCGGAACGUGCCCGUUGCUCUUCGCCGUGAGCACCGGGACGGUGCACUAUGUACCGAGGCCGGAACCAGGGGUGGCAGAGGCCUCAGGAGUUGCCCUGGACUCUGCCCCAAGGCUGGAUACCACCUUAAAGGACCCUUGCCAGAUGGAUAGCCAGCCCCAGGCGGAAGAAGGGGGGCAGCCGUCCUCCGUCAGCAGCUCGUGGAAAAGCGCGUCCCCCUGCAAAGGCAAGAGGGACCCCCAGCUGCCCGAGCCUCCCUGCGGGGAGGGAGGCCGGGGGGAGGAGGCCCACCCCCCAAGCCCCCUGGACGUCUCCCGCCUGCGCAGCUCCUCCGUGGAGAUCCGCGAGAAGGGCUCCGAGUUCCUGAAGGAAGAGCUCCGGAAGGCUCAGAAGGAACUGAAGCUGAAAGAUGAAGAGUGUGAAAGGUUGUCGAAAGUCCGGGAGCAGCUGGAGCAGGAGCUGGAGGAGCUGACGGCCAGCCUGUUUGAGGAAGCUCACAAGAUGGUGAGGGAAGCAAAUACAAAGCAAGCGGCAUCAGAAAAGCAGCUGAUGGAGGCUCGAGGGAAGAUUGACAUGCUGCAGGCGGAGGUGACGGCCCUGAAGGCCCUGGUGAUCACUUCCACCCCGUCCUCGCCCAACCGAGAGCUGCACCCCCAGCUCCUGAGCCCGUCCAAGGCCGUGUUCCGGAAGGGACACGCUCGCAACAAGAGCACCAGCGGCGCCCUCUGCCCGGCCGUCUGCCCGGCCACCGGCCACAGCAUCUCCUUGGAGCCCGUGGGCCACGAGUGCAAAGAGCCUGAGGUGCCCACUCUCCUCUCCUUACUGCUGUGCAUUGUCCCGGGGAAAGCCAUCCACAUCACUUAUGAGCCAGGCUGGCAGACCCUGAACUCGGAGUCUUCUUCCUUCUCCUCUUCCUCCUCCUCCUCCUCUUCUUCCUCUUCCUCCUCCUCUUGGCAGGUAACGCCCCAGGGAGGGUGGGCUCUUUUCCGCGGCCCAAGGAGGGGUUCACUCGCAUCCCCCCUCCAGCAGCAGCUGGCGUGUUGGGGGCCUGCUCUAGGGUCACCCCCUUGGGGGGCGGCUGGGGGCCCUGGAGGGCCCGGCUCUGGCCCUGGGUCCCAGCCUGUCUGGGGGUUCUCGCUCCGCAGGUGGGAGGAUCUUGACUUUUGGGAUCCUUUCUCUCCCUCAGAGGAGGGAGGAGGAGUUGCCGGGUGGACUUGGGCCCAGGGCUUCAGGGGGAUUAGUCUGGUGUAGAGGCAGGGAGACGCUCAGGGUCGAUGUGCUCCAAAGGGUCUGCCCAAGAUGGCUCGUCGGCCUAGACAACCUAGAAUGUGGG